Molecule: messenger RNA, 3331 nt
Organism: Humulus lupulus (European hop)
Lineage: Eukaryota; Viridiplantae; Streptophyta; Magnoliopsida; Rosales; Cannabaceae
Exons: 2
Coding region: 2442-3092 (216 amino acids)
Source: RefSeq, a predicted model, not a curated record
GAUUAUAAUCAAUUUCUUUUAUUUCUACACAAUUUCGAAAUUGCACAAAUGCAAUAAUAAAUUGUUCAACUUCAAUUAUCACAUAAUUGCACAUUUAUCCUGAAGAUUAAAUAUUCUCUAGAAUAGCCUAUUCACAAUUUAACCCUUGUAUUAACUCUUACCUUGAUUCAUGUUGAUAGAGCCAUCCCGAGGAUCUAUGGAUCGAUAAUUCCAAGCUCCAAUAAAUAAAAGAUUAUUAACCAAAACUCUUUGAUUCAAUAAUCAUAUUUAUUAAUCUCAUGAUUAUUCCACUAUAAAUAUGAGACUAAACUCUUGAGAAUUAAAGACAUAUUUACUGAGUACUUUAUUGUAACCACAAAGUGUCUAUUGAUAUAAUCAUUACAUACAAAUUAAUCAUCUAUUGAUGAUUCAUAAUAAAAUGAGAAUAAAAUUACCAUUUUACCCUUUUAAUUAUAUCUUGAUUCCUAGUGUAUCAUUGACUUUACUAGUGAAGGUUAAUUCAUAAUCUUAUUAUGAAUUUGACGUCAAUAACAUUUUCAGUUCCCAAAGCCAACCCAAUAGGGAAUCAUCAUUCAAUCUAUAAGAAUGUAUAGAUUCAAUAUCUGUUAAACUAUGUCCCCAGUCAUAUACAUCAUUGAGUCUCCAAAACAAUUGUUCUUAGCCUGAUCAUUCUGAAAAACUGUAAUGCAUGAAUCAAAGGAUCAAGUAACAUAUAUAGGAGUUCAUAGUAACUUCAGAAUUAAGAUCAGUUUGUAUAUGAUCAUCAUUUGAUGUGUUUUAUAAUACUACGAAACUGUAUUUAAACAAGUAUUAUUAAAACACAUCUGGUCCAAUUCUACAUACUCUCAACAUGCAAAGUACAUCCACUAAAAUGUCCUACUACACUAGUAAUCCAGAUCUAGGUCACAUGUAUUCAUAAUACUAAUGGACCGUACUAGCAGUAAUUAAUCUAAAGAUUCCAUAACUUUAUUUUAUUGCUAACUAUUUAAGUUCAUUAUCUCAAUCUCGAUCAUCUCAUACCAAUAUGAGAUUGAGAACAAAUAGAUGAACUUGUGAAUUUUCUGAUAUUUACUUAGUAUUAUUAGCAAUAAUAUAGUACAUAAGCUACAUAUAUACAAUUAUUCAAUUAAUUUAUUUAUUUCAUUAAAACCAUUGUCUACUACAAUUUCUUUUAGGGCACAAUUCCCAACAUCCCACCAGACGGGUAUACUGCUUGGAGUCUCAUGCAUUGCCAAGCAGGUGCCUUCCUUCCACUUCAUCCGUACAUUGUGGAAAUAUGUGACUAUUUUGGAAUAGCCCCAUUCCAACUGACGUCGAAUAGUUACAGACUAUUGGUGCUGCUGUGUAUUUUGUAUAGAGUAUUAGAUUGGUCUCCCCCUGAUGCUUUGGAGGUUCACUACUUGUUCAAUAUCAAGUCCAACCGUGUAUCAGGUUAUGAAGGAUUCUACUACUUGUGUAGCUAUUCUGGUGGAGAAGUCCUCAGGAGUGGUGUUUCCAACCCUGGUCGCUACUGUAGUCAAUACGUUUUUACCAAUGCCGUCAAGUCUGAGCAUAGGUCAUUCCGUGAUAUUGGUAAGUGUCUGGCCGUUUUCCUUUGAUAAGGUUGUUUGUUCGUAUCCAUCACUGUAUGCUCACUCUGUUCGCAUACUUUGAUGUUUCAGGUCGUUAUAGGCGACCGACUCCAAUGCGAGGGCGACUUUCUAAGUUAUGUCGAUUGGAUGGAAAGUAUAGGAAUGCAUCUUUCCUUAUCAAUGAUGACAAUUUACGAUUGGUCGGUCUACUCGAACCACACCAGUCAUUGGAUCAUCUAUCGCUGCCUUCGGAGUUUGACUAUGUUUGCUUUUCUGAAGUUCAAGAGUCUAUACAUGAGAGGCGAUCAAAAGAGGUUUAUAUUGUUCGUGAUGAGCCUGAGUCAGUUCACUUCGAGGUUUCAUGUGCUUGUUCUUCCUCAAACAGUCUUUGUUCUAGGUUGCCCAACUGUUCAGAGUUUGACUUAUUGCUAGUGCCUCUCCCUUCUGAAACUUUUAGUGAUGUGGGAGGUCUUGGUCUAUCCCUUAGAAAUGAGGAAAUAUCCCUCCCUCAUUGGUUAAAUGAAUACUUUCUAGAGGAAACUUUUACUGAUAAUCCUUCUGGUAUACUAUUUUUUCUUAACUGCAUUAUGACUGAUAUAUAUUUUUUUCAUCUUAUCUGACCAUUUUUCUUUCGGCAUGAGACAUGAAUGCUCGAGCUUUGUUUGGUGGCCCUGAGGUUGUAGGAGCAAGGGCUAAAAAGAGGAGGAAGCAGUUAGUGAACAAGAAUAAGGGAACCCUUCGGAGUCUUCUUUUAUUCGUUCAGGCCAAAGUCGGCCUCUAGCUGGGGUUAUACUGCCAGCCCCUGCAGCGACAGCUAGUGUGGUUCCCACAACCUGGUCCUUAUCUCCUAUAUUACCUUCUUGUGUUCAAAUGGUGGAACCUAGACUUGAAGAGGUCAUCCAGAGUGACCAGAUACUGGCAGAAUGGUCUUUCUCCGGAGUUUGCCUCCCUAGUGAGAUCGUUCGUCAUUCUAUUGCCAACACUGUUCAGACAAUGAUCACCUUGACCAACCUAUCUGAAUCUAUCGAGCAGUUGAAGAAGGAUAAGAAAGAUACAUGUCGUGCCCUCAUGUCUGAGAUAGACACUGUUCAUGGUGAGAGGAACAAUUGUAAGACUGAGCUCGAGCAACUCAAAAGUUCUUCUUGUACCAAGAUCAAUCAACUAAGGGCUGAGAUUGAUCGUCUUCAGAAGUCUCACGCUGCUGAGGUUGAGCAACUUAAAGCUGAUGCAGAAGCUGAUCGCCUUCAAACCCUUGAAGAAGAAGGAGAUAUCUUAAAUAACACGUUCUUUCAGGUCUGCAACCACAACCGUAGUACUGAUUUAACAUUUCUGAAUGGCAGAGUGAAGUCCCUACUAGAGGCUUGCGAACAAAGACUUGUUGAUGAAGAAAGCUCUUCUGUUUGUACCUCCUUAGUACAGCCAGGGAAUGGUGAUGUUUCAAGGCCUAAAGACCUUGCUACCAGCACUUCUGCUGACCCUUUAGCUGCAUUGGGAGGCCAGACCCUUGAGCCAGAAUCCUGAUAGCUUAGUCUCUAGUGCGCCUUAUGUUGGAGUAUUUUAUACUUGCAUACUCUUGACUCUUUAUUUUCUUUUGUAGCCUGUACUUGCAUGCCAACGAACAAACCAUUUUGCCUUUUGUUCUUAGUGCGAAUAGGCUAGUUUCCUUUAGUGCAUGAUACGAACAGAGGAUUUUUACAUGCACCAGUGAACAUACUAGUUUUCCUUUUGUGAAUGGUACGAACAACUUGUGUGUUUUUAUA